GUAGCAUGUCAAGCAAUUUUGUGCCACAACAGUUGCCAAUAUCAAGCAUGGAGAUGAGUCAGCUGGAACCCAGUUUGAAAAAUGUGAGCUCACCAAUACCGGAAAUCCAAAUGGGAGCGAUUGGUUCUGUAUCUAGUGGCACUGGUUCACAGCAGUUUUUGAUAUCAAACAGCCAGAUGGAAGUGAUGCCUAACUAUACUGGUUCACAGGGGUUAUCUACAGCAUACAUGCAAAUGGGACACAUUGCCAAUGCUAAUGGUAAUGUUGGCGCACAGAAUCUUUUUACACCUAGCAAUCAAUUUGGAGAGAUGGGCGCACUGCCUACAAAUGGGGGAUCAUAUCAGUUGGCCUCUAUGAAGAGAAAGGCACCAUUGGAACCCAUGUUUCUUGACCCCGGGACUCAUCAGUUGUUGAUGCCAAACAAGAGGGUUGCACAAGUGGAACACAGACCAUGGUUGCAACAGGCGUCUACAGCAAACAAAAGAGCUUUGCAAUUGGAAUCCAUGGCCAGUGCUCCAGGGUCUCAGAAUAUGCAGGCCCCGAAUAAGAAGAUGGUAAAGAUGGAUUCCUUUUCUGGUAGAUCUGGGCCUCAGCGGUCUUCAAGUCAAAAGAAUCAAACUUCGCAAAAACAACCAUCUCCAAAGGGUCAAAAUGAGUCAUUUGAAUCUGUAAGGUCCAAGAUGAGGGAAUCAUUGGCUGCUGCUUUGGCUUUGGUUAAUCAGCAGCAAGAUAAACCUCUGGAAUCAGAAGACAAGACUGAGGGGAAACCACAGGAGACCUGCGGUCCUGUUGAACAUGAACUUAAAGAAGAGCCCAAGGAGAAUCUAAAAAGCAACAAUGUGGAGAGUGCGAGCCGAAACAUUAUGUCUGAUGCAAAUACUAGUGAUUCUACACUGACCUCAAUAUGUGAGGGGAAGGAGUUCCAAUCGAGUAAUAUAAUGCCGUAUGAUGUUUCAUUUGGUGAUAGUUUGUUUGUCAAAGAUGAACUCUUGCAAGGAAAUGGGCUUUCCUGGGUACUGGAGUCUGAUAUUCAGAUGUCUGACAGAAGUGAAAUUUUUCCUGCUGUAAAACAAGAGUUGGAUCAAGAGAUGAGAUAUCCUGAAGAACAUGCAGUUCAGUCUCUUCAACAGGUGGCAGUUCAAUCUCCAGAACAGUUGGCCUCUGAAAUUGAAGCAGAACUAUUCAAAUUAUUUGGAGGUGUCAAUAAGAAGUAUAAAGAGAAGGGAAGGUCCCUUUUGUUCAAUCUAAAAGAUCGAAAUAAUCCAGAACUGAGGGAGAGAGUUAUGUCUGGAGAAAUAACUCCAGGGCGUUUGUGUUCUAUGACUGCUGAGGAACUUGCUUCAAAGGAGCUUUCUGAGUGGCGGAUGGCUAAGGCAGAAGAACUUGCACAAAUGGUAGUUUUACCUGAUUCAGAACUUGAUGUGAGACGCUUAGUGAAGAAAACACAUAAGGGUGAAGUUGAAGUCGAACAGUUUGAUAAUACUCCAACGGAGGUCCCAAUUUCACAUGAUCAGGACCAACCGAGAAGCAAGGAGCCAGAAGUAUCUACCCCUCUGAAAUCUGUUAGGCGCAGGAAUGAGGGCAAAGCUCGACGCCAAAAUAGUAGUGUAGAGGAGUCCUUUACUUUUCCUUCAAGCGAUGGGAGUGAUUUAUUGCAAGGGCUUAUGGUGGAUGAUGAGUUAAAAGAUCUUCCUCCAAUUGUCUCGUUAGAUGAGUUCAUGGAAUCCUUGGAUAAUGAGCCACCUUUUGAGAUUCCACCUGAGAAAGGGACACCGGCCUCACAAAAGGAGGACUCAGAGAAUGAUUCACAUUUGAAGGCAGCCUCAGAAAAGGAGGACUCAGAGACUGGGUCACAUGUGAAGGCUUCUGGUUUAAGCCCCAAAGAGUCUGUUCAUUCUUCCCCACCGAAAGGUGAUGAAAUUGAUGGAACAGAUUCAAAGCCAAAAGCCGUUAUCAAAAGUGAAGACAGUCUUGUUGUUACCAAAUCUGAAGACAAACCUUCUGUGAUCAAAUCUGAAGACAAUUCCGCUGUGAGAAAAACCAGUGACAGUCCUGCUGUGAAGUCUGGCGACUCUAGUGCUGAUCUGAACUCCAGGGACUGUCUUGAAAAAACAGAAUCUACACCUGUUCAGAAACCCAAGGGCGAACAUAUGUGGGGAGGUGCCCUCCAGCUGAGCAUCUCGACCAAGGCCUCUGUUAUUGGUAUCUUUAAAAGCGGUGAAAAAGGUUCUGUGAAGGAUUGGCCUAGGUCUCUUGAGAUCAAGGGCAGAGUCAGGCUUGAUGCUUUUGAGAAGUUCCUACAAGAGCUUCCACAAUCCCGAAGUCGUGCUGUUAUGGUUGUUCAUUUUGUUCCCAAAGAGGGGUCGUCAGAGACUGAAAACGCAAGCCUUCGUGAGGUCCGAGAGUCUUAUAUAUCAGAUGAGAGAGUGGGUUUUUCUGAGCCUUGUUCCGGAGUCGAACUAUAUUUUUGCCCUCCCCAUAAUAAAACUUGCGAGAUGCUCAGCAAGAUCAUUCAGAAGGAACACGUUGAGGAACUCAACACUAUUGAUAAUGGCCUUAUUGGUGUUAUUGUGUGGAGAAAACAAACUUCCCCUAAAUCGUCUUCGCACCAGAAGCACGCUUCAAAAAAGCAACAUUAUAGUAGUUCUAGUUCUAGGAGGCAUCACGAUACAAAUUCGAAUGCCAAUUACAAUUCCAGACCUUCUCAGCCUAGGGUCUUACCUCCUACCCACACUAAAGUAACACAUGAUGAUGAGGAGGACGAAGUUCCUCCUGGAUUUGGCCCUCCCGCUUCCCGGGACGAUGAUGACCUUCCUGAAUUCAAUUAUAGUGGUGCAUCAAAUCCGCCUGCGCCACAGUUUUCUACCCAAAGGCCCUCUAGGGGGCCUGGGAUGUACCCUGAGUCUCAGACAUCUCGCCCUGUAGAUAAAAUGAGAGAGCUGAUUCUUAAAUAUGGACAAAAUGAUAGUCGUGCAUCAUGGAUCAGCAAUGAUGAUGAUGAUGAUGAUGACAUCCCAGAGUGGCAGCCAACUGCACCCCCGACCCAGUACCAGCGUCCACAGCUACAAGCAGUGAGUAGCUACCAGCAACCGAUUCUGCGUCCUCAUAUAGGUUCUCCACUUCAGCAGCAGCCAUUGCACUCCUUGCAACCCCAAGUGCAUGCAUCAGGCUUACCGACUUCUAAUCCUUAUUGGCAGCAAGGGAACCAGUGGGCUCCUCCUCCUCCUCCUCCUCCGCAGAGUGGUGGUGUGUGGCCAACUAAUGCAGCUCAGCCUGAAUCGGGACAGUUUUAUGGAGAACCUGAUAGAGGAACUGCAGGCCAGCCGGGAAUAGCAUGGCGACAGAAUGCUCCUAGAAGUAGAGGGUUCUAAUUGUUUCAUUCUUUCUUUCCUUUGCUCAUGUAAAGUUCAGUUUCUUUUUGUAUUCUCAAGAGAUGUGGUAGUUCUUGUAAGCAUAAAUGCUCUUUGGGUGUUUGUUGGUGUAGUUCAACCGGAACUGGGAGCUUUGUGCCAGUACUUGUAGGCAUUAGCUGCAGAACAUCUUUGUUGGUAAUAAUGUUUUAUAAGUUUUACCUAAAGC
This is a messenger RNA of Fragaria vesca subsp. vesca, 3579 nucleotides long. RefSeq lists its product as uncharacterized. The transcript has 4 exons. The record is from RefSeq and is a predicted model, not a curated record. Gene Ontology annotation, biological process: DNA-templated transcription. Lineage: Eukaryota; Viridiplantae; Streptophyta; Magnoliopsida; Rosales; Rosaceae. Bases 6 to 3371 code for a protein of 1121 amino acids. Gene Ontology annotation, cellular component: nucleus.